Teleopsis dalmanni is the source of this 2016-nucleotide messenger RNA. RefSeq names its product leucine-rich repeat-containing protein 4C-like. The transcript has 8 exons. Gene Ontology annotation, molecular function: protein binding. The record is from RefSeq and is a predicted model, not a curated record. Lineage: Eukaryota; Metazoa; Arthropoda; Insecta; Diptera; Diopsidae. Bases 342 to 1391 code for a protein of 349 amino acids.
UAAACAUCAAAUUACAGCACAGCCACUGUGCAGUCACUUACUCACCCAUUGAGAAAAGUUGAUAGAUACGUAUAAACACUAAAUAAUGUGAAAUAACAAAUUAACGAAUCUACUUAAAAUGUCAACGCAGCAAUUCAUCAGAUGUGCAGUCAAGUUCAAACUAUGUAAUAAAUAAGCAUAUCGAGGAGUCCAUUCAUCCAAAUCCGGGGGAGCAUGCCGAAGUAGUUUUUACACCUCAUCGAAGCACACAACUCAAUGAAAUUUAUUACAAACAAUUUAGUGUUCCACAUUUUAUUCGGAGAAAGAAUUGAGAUAAUUGCAUAAUAAAAUUCUUCACAAGUAUGGAAGUUAGCAUCAUCAUUUCUCGGAUAGUGUUUCUUAUUCUACUGAGACAGAUGAUAGCGUUCGAUAAUGUUGUGUCUGGAGAAAAGGUGACUUGUACUCACUUGCAUGUGAACCGACUACUAAAGGCAAAAUGUUACGAUAUGAAUCUUAAGGAAGUACCACAAUAUCUUCGGACAGGUGUCGAGAUAUUGGAUUUAUCAUUCAAUCGCAUAAAAAAAUUAAAACGAAAUUCAUUUCAACAUUACAAAAAGGUAAAGUACUUGCUGCUCUAUGAAAAUAUGAUACAAUCGGUAGAACCGGGCACAUUUCGAGCUCUCACCUCAUUACAGGAAAUUGAUCUAUCGAACAAUGCACUCAUGACAAUCCCAUUAGAAAUAUUUCAACUACCCUCACUACGUAAUUUAUAUGUAGAUAGUAAUGAACUUAUAUAUUUAGACAGAGAUUUAGAGACUUUGCAAAAACCUAUACAAGCGCCCUUAGAAUAUAUAAACUUAGCUGAUUGUGCACUUAACGAUCUGCCUGACUUGGGUAUAGUACCAAAUAUCUGGCAUGUUAAUAUAUCAAAAAAUCCUUUGACUGAACUCACUAUGAGUAAAUUUGCCAAUAUGUGCAAUUUAAAAAGUAUUGAUUUGACUAAAACAGAUAUGUCAAUUUGUUCAUGUCAGCAAGUUAAUAAUCACUUGCGAUUUGUGGAUGCAGAUACAAAAUUUGUACCAAUUUGUAGAGACUCUCUUGAUCUUAAUAUUUGCCCAUUGCCUUACAACGAAACUAUUAAAUCGACUACUUUUGAGCGCUGUAAGCGUACUGCGGCUCUGGAAGAAGCGCGUAGCACUUGGUUUUUUAUUGCUGGUUGUGUUGGAGGUGGUAUAUUGGUGCUGCUUAUUGUGAUAUGCUGUUGUCAUCGAAGACAGAAACGAAAGAAAAACGAUAAGAAGAAAAUUUUAGCUAAAAAUCGUAAGGAAUUAAUUGUGUCACCUGCUAAUGCCAUACACAAUGGCCAUGUAAACAGUCAUGAGAAUGAACUUUUACGUUGUGAUAAUGCGUAGCAAUGAAAUAGAAAUUAUUUAAAGUUUAGAAAUAAAUAUAUAAUAAUUAUAAACAUUGUUGUAAACAUAUUCAUAAUUGUUAUACAUAAUAUAGUAGUUCUAAUAUAGAUUUAAGUUUGCCACAUGCAGCAACUACCAAAAAUAGUUGUUAAACUAAUAAAAUGAAAAUGAAGUAUUAUUUUAGUUAAUUAUAUUAGUAAUAGUUAAUUAUUAAUAAUGAACUAAUAAUGUUGAUGUUAGAUAAUGUUAGUAAUUACUUGUAAUGUAGUAUUUGUACCAUAACUCCAUUAAGCAAACAUGAAACCGAUAAGACGUUAAAUGCCAAACUCAAAGUGCCUUUAUUUUUUAAGAACAUUUUUCAUAUUUUAAUCUAAUACAAAGUAUUUAACAUAAUUUGUAAUUGUUAUUAAUAUUUAAAAUACAAUAUACCAAAUAUAUAAUAAGAAAAAAAAAUACAAUUAUUUUAUUAGGAUUAUUAGUUUGAUAAAUGUUUAAUUCAGACUAUAAUUACUAUUUCUUAGAUCAGCGUAUCUCAACCACCAGUCCGCGGCAUUACUACCACCGAUCAUUAAAAUGCUAUUUAUAUUUCUUAGAGUAUUUUCAAAGAAAUUAAAAUAAAAAUCAA